UGGCAGUGUUUCUGAGUUAUACAAUUUUGUUAUAUUAUACCGUAACCGCAAGAAAUAAAAAAUAAUAUUUAUUUCUAAGAUUAUUGAUAUUCCUUUUUAGUUCAAAGAUGUCUUUAAAUUUUUCGUCUCUAAAAAUCAUUAAUGAAAAAUUAGGAGAUGAUUUUGAUUCAAUAAUUAUUAAUUGUAAUAACUAUCGAAAUAUUCUUCUAAAAAAUAAUAAUGAAAUCAAAAAUAAGAUUAUGUCUGAAGUGGUUGGAGAUCAAGCUACUUUGAUUAAAACUCUAAAUAAGGUUCAAAAUUCUAGACAAGAAAUUAUUUCUAUAAUAAAAGAUGUAGAUCAAUUGAAGUUAAAGUAUUCAAAGUUUAAACAAGAAACUGAAAGUAUAAGAAAUGUAUUUCAAACUCUUAUAUCUGAUAUGAAUGAAAAAUCUAAUAAAGUCUUAUAUUUAAUUUGUCUUAAGUGUAUUAAGUCUAUCAGUAAUCAAAUAAGAUCAGGUCUCUCAAAUAAGCAAGAUGACAAUGUCAUCAAAUCAUAUGUAUGUUUAAGUGAAAUUAACAGUUGUAUGGUCAAUUUACCAUGUAAAAAUUUAGUCUCUUAUAUUAAUAAAAUGUCAACAUAUUGGAAUUGUAUUAUAAAACAAUUUUAUUCAGAAGAUUUUGAUUUAAUAUUAAAACAAAUUAAUUGGCCAUUUACUAUUAAUAAAUCUCUAGACACUACUAAACAUAAUCUUCAACGUUUAGCUAGCAUCUUAAUAAAAGUUCAACUACCAGGUAAUGAAUACAAAGAUCGCAAUGAAAAAAAUGUUAUACAAUUAAUGGAACACUUUAGUAGAGUAAGCUUACCUGUAUCAUUAUUAGUAGUACCUUUCCAGAAAAGAUUUUUUUUUCAUUUUACUGGAAAAAAACAAACUAAUAAACCAGAUAAACCAGAAUGGUUUUUGUCCAGAGUUUUGAGUUGGAUAAGAGAUUAUAGAUCAUUCCUUAUUGAUUGGUUAGGGCCAGUAUACUUAGAAAACAAUAAAAAAACCAUUGAAGUUCAACAUGAAUUUAUUGUUGGAUUGUUACAACCUGUUGUUAUAAAACUUGAUACAGAUUUAUCACAUUUUCAAUUAGAAGAUAUUGUAUUUUCUCAUAUUGUAGAUGAAACUUUAGCUUUUGAACAUGAAUUAAGAAAAGUAUAUAACUAUCCAGAUGAUUACCCAAGUGUGACUGAAGUACUAACUCAAGCUCAUAUAUUUUUUAAGUGGAUUAAUAUGGAAAGAAAAUAUGCAUUAAUUAAAAUGGACACAAUUUUAACUAAUAGUGAUGUAUGGAAAAUUAUAGUGAAUGAUAAUUUGUAUAAAAUAACAAGAUGCUCUGAUAACAUUUUAACAUUACUAAAUACUAUGACUGAUAGAUAUAGUAUACUUCGACAACCUCGACAUAAACUCCAAUUUUUAAAACUUCAAACAGAUCUCUUAAAUGAUUUCAAAGAAAAAAUAGUUGAUGUUUAUAAAGUCAAUGAAAGUCAAAAUAUAAUAGAAGAAUUACAACAAAUAUUAUGUACUUUACAUUAUAUUGCAUAUGUUCUAAAUAAUUGGGGCACUAAUAUGCACUUUCUAUCAUUGUUUAAUUAUAAAUGUGAGUUGGAAAAUGAAGUAAGAAGUAGGAGCGAAAGUGAACCUUAUGAAAUUGUAGAAAAUGCUGAAACAGUUUUUGAUGAUAUUAUUCAUUCAUACAAUGUAGAGAUGGAUAAUUUAGUGCAGGAUUUAUGUAAUUAUGUAAUGAUGAAAAUUAAAAGAAGUGCUAAAAAUUACAAACGAGAUAGAUGGCAUGUAAUGAGUCCAAUAAAUGAAAACAUUAAGUACACUAUAACUGAUAGUGGUUGGGUAAUGUAUGAAACAUUUGCAGAAAAUCUUGAUUUGCUCUCAAAGAAUCUUCCACACUCAUUAUUCAAUAAAUCCUGGCCUAAAUUGGCAAUUAAAUUAUCAGAUUAUAUCUUUAAUGAUAUCCUCAUGGCAAAUAUGUUCAAUAAGGGAGGAGCACAGCAUUUACAAUGUGAUGUACAAUAUAAAAUGCUACCAAUUAUAUCAAGAUACACAACAAAACCCACUAUUUAUGUUGAACGAUUAUUAGAAGCUUGUAAAGUAUUAUGCUUUGAACCAUAUUUCCAACCAGUAAAAUUAAUGCCUAAUGAAGUAUCAGAAAUUUUGUUAAGAAGAAUAGAGCAUGGAAACUCAAUUGAUUUAAGUUAAAAUUUAAAUUACUGUUGUUUUUAACUAAUUUUAAAUUAUGUGUUGAAAUUAUUUUGGUUCAUAUAUAUAUAUAUAUAUAUAUUUUGUUAAAAAAUAAAAUUGUUUAAAAUAGUAA
Messenger RNA from Daktulosphaira vitifoliae (grape phylloxera), 2349 nucleotides. RefSeq names its product RAD50-interacting protein 1 (gene Rint1). The record is from RefSeq and is a predicted model, not a curated record. Gene Ontology annotation, biological process: regulation of ER to Golgi vesicle-mediated transport; endoplasmic reticulum to Golgi vesicle-mediated transport; retrograde vesicle-mediated transport, Golgi to endoplasmic reticulum. The transcript is spliced from 12 exons. The coding region runs from base 108 to 2234 and encodes 708 amino acids. Gene Ontology annotation, cellular component: Dsl1/NZR complex. NCBI's taxonomy places the organism in Eukaryota, Metazoa, Arthropoda, Insecta, Hemiptera, Phylloxeridae.